CGUCACUGCAAGUCUUUCAUCGUAGAUGUGACCAUGUUUCGGCGACCCCGUCUAUGAACGUUGGAGUAGCUGACGGACCGGCUAACCGUCAAAUACCCAAUCAUGCCCAGCAACUGGAAACGUAAAUCUUCAAAGAGAGCUUUCAAUACUACACACGAAUACCGGUGACCGGUCUCAAGAUUGCAGCAUGAUGUCCGAAAGGGUACAGAAGUUGCACUGGACGCAACGUAUCGCUCUCGUACGCCACAACUUACACGCAGCUCGACGGACGGGCGACUUCAGCUUCUUCAAGUCACUGCAGGCUCAUGCUCUUAUUGAGGGCACCGACCAUGUCGCUCUGCUCAACCAGAGACUGGGCGACAGUGCUGAUAGCGUUCUUUCAACACUGGACAAUCUCAACGCCGGCAUAGCGUACGUGCAUCAAGACGCGUUCAAAGCCGUCUACGACAGCGCCAAGAACAACAUGUACACCGGGGAGGGCUUGUUGGCCAGUCGAAGAUCACUGCUCCGAGUGGAUAUUUGCCAGCAACGCGACAUGGCUGACCACGCUAUCGACAAGACCACCAACUCCGCCAUAAAUCUUAUACAAGCGCAGCCGGUUCACUGCCAGGACGCAGUGGCAAAUACGUGGAUCACUGGCGCGACCAUCAUGGCCGAUGCAGUCUGUGUGUGCUUGAACGAGAUGAACGGUCUCGAAGACCACCUUGACGACUUUAUCAGUCUGGAGUACUCCUGGAACAGUAUCCAAUCAUCUGUCGAUGCCGCCGUCUCUGCUUUGCGCGGCAUCUUCAGUCUUAUGACUACGACAUCCCAACCCGCCGCUCCAAUCGAGGACCGCAAUCUCAGUGUCUCUUCGGUUAGCAGUCAAGACCACGGUGGAGCCGCAGCCACGCGCAGCCGUAAUCCAUCCACCGCAUCGGCAUUCAGCAUGAUCAAGCGUGCGUUCAGCGUAAGCGCACCGUCUGGGCCGCCGCCCGCGAAAACCGCACGCAGCAGCAUCGACAGCAAUGGCAAUCUGCCACUGCCCGACCCCAACUCCAGGGGCUUCCGCGCAAGCAUCAGUGCCGCGUGUCCCACCAAGAUGCCCAAACUUGGCGACCAUCCACACACCAUAUUGACGACUAUACCUCCAACGCCAGCAGUCAUUGACAUGGGGACACCUGACAUGAGCAAUCCGUUCAAAGAGAAUCCGGAUUAUUUCGCAUUCGACAUGGGCAGUAGUCGGAAGAAGGAACCUGAGCAGGGCAAUGAAAGCGAGAUGUUGCACAUUGAGGAUCUCGAUCCUUUGUAUUCGCCUGCAAUCAUCGAAUUGCCGCAGCCUUUGAAGCUGCGGCGCCUUUCAGAGUCGUUCGAUAUGUCCGGCCCCGACGGAAUCGCUGUAUGAUAGUCGGCCGGUCAGCUGUAGGUUGCUUCGGUGUUUGGUGUCGGACAUGGUUUAUUUAUGCGUAACAUACACUCAUUGGUCGAGCGAGACGAGAUUGAGAGGAGCAUUUGGCUUACUUGGUGGAGUGACAUGGUCCUCAGAAGUCUUGAUGUAGACUGAUCCUUGAAUUCAGGCGACACUGACUGCUCAUUUAAAAACAACUUGUAGACUAGUGCAAUCCGGGGUA
Messenger RNA from Didymella exigua CBS 183.55, 1610 nucleotides. RefSeq lists its product as uncharacterized. The transcript has 2 exons. The record is from RefSeq and is a predicted model, not a curated record. NCBI's taxonomy places the organism in Eukaryota, Fungi, Ascomycota, Dothideomycetes, Pleosporales, Didymellaceae. Bases 191 to 1384 code for a protein of 397 amino acids.